Trichechus manatus latirostris (Florida manatee) is the source of this 2961-nucleotide messenger RNA. It is a transcript of the gene LIPC, whose product is annotated as lipase C, hepatic type. The coding region runs from base 484 to 1980 and encodes 498 amino acids. The transcript has 9 exons. Gene Ontology annotation, biological process: fatty acid biosynthetic process; triglyceride catabolic process. Gene Ontology annotation, molecular function: lipoprotein lipase activity; apolipoprotein binding. The record is from RefSeq and is a predicted model, not a curated record. NCBI's taxonomy places the organism in Eukaryota, Metazoa, Chordata, Mammalia, Sirenia, Trichechidae.
GAAAUGGAGCUUCUGGGGCUCAGCACAGAGGAACACAGUCUCUCUCCCCGGGCUCAGCCUGGCGUUUGAAACACCAUUUCGACAGCCUUCAUCCCUCCCGAAGCUCUCUCAGAGGGCGGCUUAGGUAACACCUGGGAGCCACCUACCUCUGACCUUUGACAGGUUUUCCAAACACAGCGCGUUAACUUUAAAUUGAUCAAUUUGGAACUGCGACCUUGGUCUGAAAGGUAAGAACGCGUGGCCAUGUGUUUUAUUUUCAAAAUGUAUCGGGAUAGAAACACUUUUAUGAAUCAAUCUUUUUUUUCUUUGAUAGAGUUAGAUUUGGGGUUGGGGGCAGCAAGGAAAAUGCCAGGACCCUGGAUAGCAUGUUUAAAGGUUAAUUAUUAGUGGGCAGCCACCCCUAACAAAGCCUCAAUAGGCGAUCUGGUCUCUUCAGCUUUGGAAAUUAGCAAGAAGCCCUUGGACCCGGCUGCGCUAGGAGAAAUGGAAAGUCCUCUGCGUGUCUCUGUUUUCUUCGUUUUGUGCAUCUGGAUCCAAUCAAGUGCCCAUGGACAAAGCCUGGGACCAGAGCCGUCUUUGAGAAGUUCUCAAGAUGUUGAGACAAAGGAAACAGUGCAGGAGACGAAGACCAGAUUUCUGCUCUUUGACGAAGCUGGUAAAGCCUGUCAGAUUCGGCUCCAUCACCCCAACACGUUACGGGAGUGCCAUUUCAACGCCUCCCUGCCGCUGGUGAUGGUAAUCCACGGAUGGUCGGUGGAUGGCGUGCUGGAAACCUGGAUCAGGCAGCUGGUGGCUGCACUGAAGUCUGGACUGUCACAGCCAGUGAAUGUGGGGCUGGUGGACUGGAUCACCCUGGCCCACCAACACUAUGUCAUUGCCGUCCGCAACACCCGCCUCGUGGGCCGGGAGGUCGCCACUCUCCUCCAGUGGCUGGAGGUGUCUGUGCGGUUUUCUCGAAGCAACGUUCAUCUGAUUGGGUACAGCCUUGGUGCACACGUCUCAGGAUUUGCCGGCAGUUACAUUGGCGGAACGCACAAGAUUGGGAGAAUCACAGGGCUGGACGCCGCGGGUCCUUUGUUUGAGGGAACUCCCCCCAGUGACCGUCUUUCACCAGAUGAUGCCAAUUUUGUGGACGCCAUUCACACCUUCACGCGGCAGCACAUGGGCCUGAGCAUGGGCAUCAAAGAGCCCGUGGCUCACUAUGACUUCUACCCCAAUGGCGGCUCCUUCCAGCCUGGCUGCCACUUCCUGGAGCUCUACAAACACAUUGCCAAGUACGGCUUAAAUGCCAUCACCCAGACCAUAAAAUGUGCCCACGAGCGAUCCGUGCACCUCUUCAUCGACUCCUUGCUACACAGCCGCUUGCAGAACACAGCCUACCUGUGCAGAGACAUGGACGUCUUCAGCCAGGGCCUGUGCCUGAGAUGCAAGAAGGGCCGCUGCAACACGCUGGGCUACCACAUCCGCCAGGACCCGCAGACCAAGAGCAGGAAGCUAUUCCUGGUGACUCGAGCCCAGUCCCCGUUCAAAGUUUAUCAUUACCAGUUCAAGAUCCAGUUCAUCAACCAAAUAGAGAAACCAAUAGAACCCACUUUCUCCAUGUCACUUCUGGGAGCAAAAGAGGAAAUGCAGAACAUCCCCAUCACUCUGGGCGGAGGAAUUACGAGUAAUAAAACCUACUCCUUUCUAAUCACGUUGGAUUUGGACAUCGGUGAGCUGAUCAUGAUCAACUUCAAGUGGGAAAACAGCGCCGUAUGGGCCAACAUCUGGAACAUGGUCCAAAUCAUUAUCCCGUGGGGCACAGAGCCUCGCUACUCAGGUCUGCUUCUGAAGACCAUCAAAGUGAAAGCAGGAGAAACCCAGCAAAGAAUGACAUUUUGCUCAGAAAACACGGAGGAUCUACUACUUCACCCCACCCGGGAGAAAAUCUUUGUGAGAUGUAAAGUAAACUCUAAAAAACUGAAGCAAAAGAUCAGAUAACUGAAUCUUAUUCCUCAUCUAGGCUAUAACAAACUCCCAACCAAAGCUAUAGGAAGAAUUUUGCAUAAAGUUUAAAUAAAGUUUAGAAGUAAAGGAGGCAUGUUUCACUAUUGCAAACUGAGCUUUUAAAAACUGUAUUAUACAACUUUUCAAAUAUUAGCGGAACUAAAAAAUUCCCAGUAUUACCUCUGGUUAAAUGGUAAUGUAUGCAAAUCAGUGCAAAUGUAGGAACCAUUUUGGAUCCGUUGUUCUAAUUUAAAAUGUCUUUUACAAUUAAGUCAAAUUUUCUGCAUGUCCUAGCUAGUUAAUUCUGAGCACUUUCCUGAGCCAUGCUGGAAAGGUGCUUCUUUAUCACAUAACUAGCACUUCAGGAAAAGGAAAUCCCAAUUAAUCACUAAUGGGAUGUCGCACCACGCACACACUUUAAGACAACACGACUCACCGAAAGAAGAACAAUUCUAAUUAACCUCAGAGUUAUCAUCAUACAAAUAAUAGUUACUUACCUGAACCAAACACAUAGGAGUAGAAUUCUGCCCAAACUGCUAAUGAUAACAAUGAGAGCUGGACAGUCAGUCAUCUUAAUAAUUAAAUGACCAGUUACAUAAAUCCAAUUUUCCUCUUUUACUAAUGCUUGCAAUAAAAGCUAAUGGAAAACAUGGGAUAGCUAAAGAGACAAAAAAUCUCACACCGUCCAAGUAAUGAAGUAAAGACGUUUGACCAGCACUUCCUGACAUGAGCUGGCUCUAGAAGCAGAUACUAGACAUGGGAACCACUGGGAGGCAUGUGGCCAGUCAUUGGGAGAGAAGGAAGGUGCUCAGCGCUUUACAGAACGUACCCUGACCUUCACACAGGCUGGGCUGUGCACAGCUCCUAAUUCACCUUCUCUUCCCCGGAGCAGGGCAAACCAGGGCUGGUUGCCCUGAAGGGAUGUCUGCCGCUGACUAAAUCAACUCCAGAUUAUCUUGCAUGAUUUGUUUUAUU